UUAGACGGAUCAUUGAUUCGUGAGGAAAGUGACGCGGGACUAGUCAAUACAUAACUAUUCUUUAUUUCUCCUCCGUCAAGAUGGAGUUUCAAGGGGCCCCAACAACAUGGUUCAACAAACGUUUGUUCUGGAUUAACAACCAGCGGAUGAGAUUUCACCUCGAUGGCUUCCACCAGGCCGAGAGCUACAAAAUAAUCAGGAUUGCCGAAGCUUAUGGGGCCGAAUGGUCAGAGGUUGGGGAGGAUGUGAUUAUUUUCUCAGAGCCACAUCGCUGCAGCGGAAUAUAUGAGAGUGUUUUUCACGUUAAAUACCUUUAUGAUUGCAUUUCAUCGAACUGUACUCAGGAGCUUUCAAAGUACUUACUCCUGAAGACGUCUAAAAAUCCAUCAGUCCUAGACAAAUACGGCGUAAUUACGCAAACACCUCUCCACAAGAUUAAUAAUGUCGGCCACAUAUCAACAGUUCAGAAAAAUAUUCCAACGAAAACGCAAUUGCUAAGGGACCGCCAUCCAGCUAAUCCCAUUAUCGCAAACCAAAUUAGCAACACAAUUACGAUAAAAGCAGAAGUGCAUUCAGAGGAAGAUUCCUUCGACAAAUCUACUGAAAGCCCCAGAUGCCUGGAGCUUGGCAAAAGGAAAAUGACAGUUGGAUGUUCCAACUGCAAGACCAUCUGGCCAUCUUUCUCCCUAAUACAUAUUUCGGAUUCUGCCGAUGACGGGCAGCCUCCAGAGAAACGCGACAGGUCACGUGAAGCUUCCCCGAGUCAUUCGGAAGUUGAAUCCCAGCCUAAAUGUUCUAAUCCUAAUUAUCAGUCACCAAAAUGUUUUGAAACCAAGGAACGAUGGUCUUCUUUCGAUAAAAAAAGGGGAUGUGCUAGGAUGAGAGUUUAUGUUAGUAGGAAGGCUCCUGGUAACAAUACUCCCCCAGGAUAUGCAUCAGGACAGUGUGAAGUUAAAGGACGUUAUGAUAGAGUUACGAGCAUCGAGAUGGUUGCUGAAUCCAUGAGCCCCAAUCCAUCUAGGUAAAGGCCUGCCCUCGAAGCCUGACGCGAGGAUAGACUCAACGCAAUAUUCAUGAAUAUGGUGUUGAACCAUAAAUAAACAUUCUAAUAAAGUUCUAAAAACUCAUUGAUAUUCGUUAUUUUUAUC
Diachasmimorpha longicaudata is the source of this 1148-nucleotide messenger RNA. RefSeq lists its product as uncharacterized. The transcript has 5 exons. Bases 81 to 1025 code for a protein of 314 amino acids. Lineage: Eukaryota; Metazoa; Arthropoda; Insecta; Hymenoptera; Braconidae. The record is from RefSeq and is a predicted model, not a curated record.